CCCUGUGGAAACCUUGAGAAGUACUGAAAUCAAGAUGGCGGCCGAUGGAAGUCAGUUGUUUUCACCUUUUCGAGCCCUUGGACUCGUCACAAAUCAUGUUCCACUCGCUGUACAGGCACAAGGGACAGAGAACCUGAUAGCUACUGCAGUUGGUUCGUCGUAUCACGUUUAUAAUUCUGCAAAACUUAACCUUCUUUUUGUUGGGCCAAUACAAGAUGAUGAAAUCACUUGUAUCACCACUUAUGGAUCCAUCAUCAUUACAGCUUGUGGGAAACAGAUCAAGUCAUGGAAAAGGGGCAAACAGGUGAACAUAUUUCAAGGCCAUACACAAGAUGUCCAUAUAUUAUAUACAUUUGGUUCUCAUUUGAUAUCCGUUGAUAAGAAGAGUAAUGUUAAAAUAUGGGUGAUUGAUACAGCAGAGUUGUACCUGGAGUUGAACUUUGAGCCAAAUACAUUUGACAUCUCAUGUCUCAUGCAUCCAAGCACUUACCUCAAUAAGAUACUACUAUGUAGCAAACAAGGAACAAUGCAGCUGUGGAAUAUUAAAACAAAUAAAAUGAUUUAUGUGUUUCAAGGAUGGCCUGAGCAAAUAACUACAGUUGAACAGGCUCCUGCUAUUGAUGUUGUUGGUAUUGGACUACAAAGUGGCAAGAUAGUUAUUCAUAACUUAAAGUAUGAUGAUACAGUAAUGACCUUUCAGCAGGACUGGGGCCCUGUAACAGCAAUGGCCUUUAGGACAGAUGGAACCCCAGUUUUAGCAACAGCAAGUACGUUGGGUCACAUUGCAUUAUGGGAUUUAGAGGGUAGUAAGUUGAGAGGGACACUAAGAGAUGCUCAUAAUGGUAGUGUGUGUGGUAUGAAAUUCCUGUCGUCACAGCCUGUCUUGGUUACGAAUGGACCUGAUAAUGCAUUAAAGGUUUGGAUAUUUGAUCAGCCUGAUGGAAGUGGUCGUUUGUUGAGGUCUCGUUCUGGACACAGUGCCCCACCCACUAAAAUUCGUUUCUAUGGUUGCAAAGGAGGAGAUAUACUUAGCGCAGGUCUUGAUAGAACUUUACGUCAAAUUUCUACUGUUAGGGAUGCCAGAAGUUGUGAGUUUUCUCAAGGUUCUCUAGCAAAGAAGUCCAAAAAUAAAGGUGUCAAAGUGGAAAAACUAAAGUUAACUCCCAUUAUUGAUUUUGCUGCAGAACCAGCCAGACAAAGUGACUGGGACAACAUCCUAACAUGUCACCAAGGCAACAUGAAAGCAAGGACCUGGAGAUACCUUAACAAAUGUCUUGGAAAGCAUGUCAUUCAUACACCUGGUAACCAUGGUGGCAAAAAUAUAACAACCACUGCAGUAACCAUCAGCUCCUGUGGAAACUUUGCCAUCAUUGGUGACUCUGUAGGUCACGUGAAUGCUUUUAACAUCCAAUCAGCCAAUCUCAGAGGAUCGUUUGGCUCACCUCAAGCACACAAGGGUUGUAUACGAGGAGUAGCGAUAGAUGGGAUCAACCAACAACUUCUAACAGCAUCUGCUGAUUGUAAGCUAAAGUUUUGGCAUUUUCAAAAACGAGCACUCCUUCAUUCCAUGUCCUUUGAAUCUCCAAUCACACAACUCGAACUUCAUCGUGAAAGCUCUCUUCUAGCGGUGACCUGUGAUGAUUUUGCAGUCCACGUUGUGGAUAUCGAGACAAGACGAAUCGUACGAACCUUCGCAGGACACACAAACAGAAUAACUGAUGUAUGUUUCAGUCCCGAUGCUCGAUGGUUAGUAACAGCAUCCAUGGAUUCCAGCAUCAGAACAUGGGAUCUCCCCGCUGCAAGGCUACUGGAUUGCUUCCUUGUCACAAGUCCUAUUACAAGCCUGACUAUAUCCCCCACGGGAGAAUAUCUUGCCACGACACAUGUCGACGACUUGGGGAUUUGCUUGUGGUCCAAUAAGACACUGUAUGGACAUGUGUCUCUGGUACCCCUCCCUUCUGAUUACCAGCCAUGUGUAGUAGAGUUGCCGUCGACAAGUGCUGAUCAACAUGAUGGGCACGAAGAUGAUGAAGUGACAGAUACCACAGACAAAGAUGAAGAGCAAGAGACGAAGGAAGAUCAGAAGUUUAAGUCACCUGACCAGCUGUCGAGUGAACUCAUUACUCUGUCUCUUCUUCCUCAAUCACGAUGGAAAAACCUAACAAGCCUGGAGAUUAUAAAGGAAAGAAAUAAACCAAAGCAACCACCCAAGCAACCAAAAGCCGCGCCCUUUUUCCUGACCACCGAGCCAGGACUGGUACCAAAAUUCGUCGCAACCGACGGAGACGAUGACAGCUCAGUGACGUCAUCGAAACUGAUUCAGUUGGACAGACUACAGCCACAGUCUGAAUUCCAAAGACUUUUAGCAGAUGCUUCCACUUCUAGAAACUAUGAGCCCCUCAUGGAAAAGCUCAAGAACAUGGGACCUUCUGGGAUCGAUGUGGAACUAAGGCUGUUGAGUCCUGAUGCUGGUGGCGAUCUUAUUUUAAUGAAACAGUUUAUGGAAUUUCUAAUCGCUCAAAUUGAUACGAAAAAAGACUUCGAACUCGCUGAGGCGUACAUGGCCUUGUUUUUAAAGCUUCACGGAAGUGUAAUAGUUCAACAUAAAGAUCUACUGGACACGGCUCGCUUACUACAGUCACAACAUAACCACACAUGGACACAGCUGCAGGAUCUUAUCAACCAGGGUCUUUGCUUGGUCGGAUACUUCAAAAGCGCCGUUAUAUAAUAAAUUUAUUGAUCGGUUUCUUUGGUGGCAAGAGUGUUCACUUUCCUUCCUGCCAGCUCGGAAGGUUUUUUGAAAGAGCAACGUAAGAAUUACCCUUAUCUUCUCUGCUGAGGAAAACAUGACAAGAGAUGUCGCAAUCUAACUAAGAUGCAGGUAAUGUUGUUACAUAAGAAUGAUCGAGCACUUGGAGGCAUCAAAACAUUGUUUAGAGUCUAAUUUUAGUGUAUCAUCAUCUACCAGGUUCCAAGCAACGGUGCCCAGAGCAAAAAAUAGUAAAAAAAAAAAAAAACAAACAAACAAAAAAACAAAAAAGAAAGAAAAGAAAAGAAAUAAAACUAAAAAUAAUGACAUCAGUCAGUGUUUUUGAAUGGCUUUUAUUUCUCUGCAGCAAACUAUUUGCAUUCAAAAUAGUACAUAGCUUCUCUGAUAAAAAGUUAAAGGCCUAGUUCAGACUGCGAGCUGAUCGGUAGGGUGGGUGUUGACUUGUAGAAUAUCAUUUCCAAGUCAUCUACAGCUUGAGCUAUAAGGAUGCUUUUGGAGUAAAAAUAAUACUAUUCUCGAGAAUACAAUUCUUUCUAAGCACUAACGCGAACAAUUUUGAAAGGUCCAGGCCAAGAUUUUGGAAUGGGUGUGGUGCCUGAGUAUAAGGUUAUAUUAGGACCUUGUACUUAUGCCUCCAAAUCAUUUGCCAUUGCGACGUUGAGUAAAAGAAUGGGUCGAGUUGGGUUUACAUUGCUUUUUGGGGCUGUUAUAGGGAACGAAAUAGACGCCGUCAUGGAAACAAUCGCCAUGAUAAUGCCAACUCGACACAGCCUUUUGCACACUAAGUGUAAACAUCCGAUCAGAAAAGCCUAGUUUUCACCCACAAAUCCCUACGCAUGCGCAAGAGAAAAGAUAAUGUCCGAUCCUACGGUUUUUGCAUUUGCAGCGAGCUUGCUUUGACAAGUUCAAACUGACUAGGCUUCAAUAAAAGAACUGCUAAGCACAUCAUUGCGUCUUCACGGAAAAAUGUACUCUUUUUUAGCGCCUUGCUAGAAUUGCAAAGGUUAUAGAUAUUUCAAACAAAUAGCAAAUAAUCAAUAGAUCCUUUGUACUAAAUCUCUACUUGGUGGUCAAAACAAUCAAAAACAUUAAAACAAAAAUUCAAUAGGACGUUUGCAUGAUGGCGUCACUGACCUCUACUACCAGACUCCCUUGCACACUUUCUUUUAUUCAGUUAAUUAGCACCAAUUGUCUUACUAUUCUCAUAGGGAAAUACAAAUUUGAAUAUGAAAGAAAAUUCGCGAAGCAUUAUGGUAGUGGGAGUCAAAUGACGCCAUCAUGCAAACGUCCUAUUUUCAAGAAAAGGGAGUACUUUUGUUUUAACCCCCAGAGUGGGAAUUAGUGCAAGGGGUCUGUGGUAACGUUAAGAUGACUUUAUAAGUCAAGACUAACUGAUACUCUUUAGAAAAUUAAAGAAUGCGUAGAAAAA
Molecule: messenger RNA, 4199 nt
Organism: Actinia tenebrosa (Australian red waratah sea anemone)
Lineage: Eukaryota; Metazoa; Cnidaria; Anthozoa; Actiniaria; Actiniidae
Product: WD repeat-containing protein 36
Biological process (GO): rRNA processing
Cellular component (GO): Pwp2p-containing subcomplex of 90S preribosome; small-subunit processome
Molecular function (GO): protein binding
Source: RefSeq, a predicted model, not a curated record